AUGACCUACAUCGUGGUGGCUGUGGACUACGUCUCUAAAUGGGUCGAGGCAAUCGCCUUGCCCAACAAUGAAGCAAGGAGUGUGGCGGCAUUCUUGAAGAAAAACAUAUUCACGUGGUUUGGUACCCCUAGGGCCAUCCUGAGUGAUGGUGGUUCUCAUUUCUGCAACAAGGCUUUCACUGGGCUGCUUGAAAAGACAGACUGGUCAAGGAAGCUAGAUGAUGCGUUGUGGGCAUAUUGCACAAAAUUUAAGACUCCCAUUGGCACUUCACCAUACCGGUUGGUUUUUGGCAAAGCGUGUAACCUGCCAGUAGAGAUUGAACACAAAGCCAUGUGGGCAUUGAAGAAGUUGAAUCUUGACUGGACCGAGUCUGUUAACCUGAGAAUGACACAACUCAAUGAGAUGGAAGAAUUCCGUCUCCAUUCCUAUGAGAGUGCAGCCAUGUACAAGGAGAGAAUGAAGUUUGUCCAUGAUAAGAAGCUCUUGAAGCGGGAAUUCAAUUCUGGUGACUUGAUCUUACUCUUCAAUUCAAGACUCAAGUUAUUUCUGGGAAAACUCAAGUCCAAAUGGCCUGGCCCGUUCAAAGUUGUGAGCGUGUCCCGCUAUGGUGCUAUUGAACUGGAUUCGGAGGAUGGAACUCGAACUUUCAAGGUUAAUGGUCAAUGA
Nicotiana attenuata is the source of this 666-nucleotide messenger RNA. RefSeq lists its product as uncharacterized. The transcript is spliced from 2 exons. The record is from RefSeq and is a predicted model, not a curated record. Gene Ontology annotation, molecular function: nucleic acid binding. The coding region runs from base 1 to 666 and encodes 221 amino acids. Gene Ontology annotation, biological process: DNA integration. Lineage: Eukaryota; Viridiplantae; Streptophyta; Magnoliopsida; Solanales; Solanaceae.